UCCCAAUCCCCAUAAAAUCCCCCUACACAUCUCUCCAACAAACAAACCAUCCCACUCCAUUUCCUCUAUUUCCAAACUCUAGUUAAAUUCAAGAGAAAUGGACCAAACCCUAGUCUCCACAUCCCUCCUCCUCACCACCCUCCUCCUCCUCCAGUGCACCACCACAACCCUAGCCCAAGCCCCAGCUCCCGGGCCGGCCGGCCCAACCAACGUGACCAAAAUCCUCGAAAAGGCCGGGCAAUUCACCACCCUAAUCCGCCUCUUCAAGAUCACCCAAAUCGGAGACCAAAUCAACACACAGCUCAACAACUCGAACCAAGGGCUAACCAUCUUCGCCCCGACCGACAACGCCUUCGCCAGCCUCCCCGCGGGCACCCUCAACUCCCUGUCCGACCAGCAGAAAGUGUCACUCAUCCAAUUCCACAUCCUCCCAACCUACCUCACCACCACGCAGUUCCAAACCGUGAGCAACCCCGUCCGCACCCAGGCCGGCGACAGCGCCAACGGAGCCUUCCCCCUCAACGUCACCACCUCCGGCAACCAGGUCAACAUCACCACCGGCGUCAACGAGGCCACCGUGUCCAACACCAUGUACACCGACAACCAGCUGGCGGUGUAUCAAGUGGAUAAGGUUCUUCUCCCUCUGAGUAUCUUUGGCACGCCGUCUCCUACGCCUGCUCCGACUUCGCCCAAGGCUACUAAGAAGAAGGCUGCGGCGGCGGAUAGCCCCGUGGCUUCGCCGGAUGCGUCGGAUGCGGCGGGUGAUCGGCGUCGUGUGCAUGGAGUUGUUGGAUUUGGAGUAGCUGUGGUGGCGAUGCUUUAUCAUUUGUGAGGAGAUUCAUUAUUGCUACAUCAUUUUUGUUUCAUUUUAUAUUCAAUUUGUAACUUCUUUUAUUUUUAUGCUUUUGUUGUGUGUAUGUUGAUUUUUCAUGCUAUUCAAGACGUGUAACGAUUGGUGCGAAAUAUUUCAGUAUUUGUUGAUCUUA
Salvia hispanica is the source of this 986-nucleotide messenger RNA. RefSeq names its product FASCICLIN-like arabinogalactan-protein 12 (gene FLA12). NCBI's taxonomy places the organism in Eukaryota, Viridiplantae, Streptophyta, Magnoliopsida, Lamiales, Lamiaceae. Gene Ontology annotation, biological process: plant-type secondary cell wall biogenesis. Gene Ontology annotation, cellular component: plasma membrane. The record is from RefSeq and is a predicted model, not a curated record.